This is a messenger RNA of Trypanosoma brucei brucei TREU927, 3120 nucleotides long. RefSeq lists its product as hypothetical. The coding region runs from base 1 to 3120 and encodes 1039 amino acids. The transcript has a single exon. The record is from RefSeq and is a predicted model, not a curated record. Gene Ontology annotation, cellular component: 90S preribosome; nucleolus. Gene Ontology annotation, molecular function: ATP binding; tRNA binding; 18S rRNA cytidine N-acetyltransferase activity. Lineage: Eukaryota; Euglenozoa; Kinetoplastea; Trypanosomatida; Trypanosomatidae. Gene Ontology annotation, biological process: rRNA acetylation involved in maturation of SSU-rRNA.
AUGCCACCGCCCACAUCUGUUGCCUCAACGGCACGCUCCAGCAGUGGUGCAACUAUCAAACGAAAGGUGGAUGACCGCAUCCGCAAGGUUAUUGAGAAUGCCGUACACAAGCGGCAUCGCGCACUUCUACUGCUUGUGGGUGACCGCGGAAAAGAUCAAAUUGUUAAUCUUCACCAGAUGGUUUCACACGCCAACCACAACGCAAAGGUGAAUGUGUUAUGGUGCAUGAAGAAAGAACCGGACUUCGGAUCAACAAGCCUUAAACAACAAGAGAAGAAGGCGCGACUUGAGGUGAAGGGUGGAAUGUCUACCGAUGCAACGAAAGAAGCCUUUCAGACAUUUCUUUCGCAAACCAUUAUAAGGUUUUGUCAAUACAAGGAAACACAUAAAAUACUUGGGCAAACGUUUGGUAUGGCGGUGCUACAAGACUUCGAGGCUAUGACACCCAACACAUUGGCGCGAACUAUUGAGACCGUGAAGGGAGGUGGCAUUAUUGUAAUAAUGUUUCGCGCAAUGAAGUCACUGAAGCAGUUAUACACCAUUGCUAUGGAUGUCCACUCUCGGUAUCGCACAGAGGCUCUUCAAGAUGUGGUCCCGCGCUUCAACGAGCGAUUCCUUCUUUCUCUAGUUGAUUGCGACACAUCACUUUGUGUGGAUGAUGAUCUUAACGUGCUUCCAAUCACCGCCAAAAUGUGUGCCGUAGAGAGUGCACGAACAACGUCGUAUGAUGAAACAUUAGUUCUACAAGGGCGACAAAAGCACGAAGCGGACUUGGCUGCACUAAAGGAACGCCUACGGGCCAGUAAUGAAGUGGGGCCACUCAUUAGCCUAUGCCAAACACUCGACCAAGGCAAGACCAUUCUUUCACUUAUGCAGACGGUUGUGGAGAAGUCGCUAAAUACAACAUGUGUUGUUACUGCUGGUAGGGGUCGUGGUAAAUCUGCAGCACUUGGACUUGCGACUGCUGGCGCUGUGGCACAGGGGUACAGUAAUAUCUUCUGCACAGCACCAUCGCCAGAAAAUUUACAAACAUUUUUCGAGUUCGUUGUGCGUGGGUUGCAGGAGCUUGGGUAUAAGGAACGCACAGACUUUGAAGCCAUGCAAAGCACGAACGUCGAGUUCAGCAAAUGCAUUAUACGUAUUAACGUUUUCCGCGAGCACAGACAAACUGUUCAAUACAUUUCUCCGAACGACGCAUCAAAGUUUGCACAGGCGGAGUUGGCGAUUAUUGACGAAGCUGCAGCCUUGCCGUUGCCGAUUGUUAAACAAAUGCUCGGCCCGUACUUAGUGUUUCUUUCUUCGACCAUCUCCGGUUACGAGGGCACAGGCCGGAGCCUCUCCAUGAAACUUGUUGCAGACAUGCGAAAGCACAGUGGAAGCACUAAUGCCUCAGUGGCAGGUGACGACCGCCGGCUUCUUCGCGAGUUAUCCAUGUCAGAUCCUAUUCGUUAUGGUCCCAAUGACCCUGUGGAGUUCUGGUUGAACAAACUGCUGUGCCUUGACGCCACCGUCCGACCGAUCGCCGUGAAAUCCUCUCCACACCCAAAUUCUUGUGAGUUGUACUACGUGAACCGUGACGCACUCUUUUCUUAUCACCCUUUGGCCGAACAGCUGCUGCAGGCAAUUGUGGCCAUGUUAGUUGCCGCCCACUACAAAAAUCAACCCAAUGACCUGCAGCUCAUGUCCGAUGCACCCGGUCAUCACCUCUUCAUACUAUGUCCCUCUACUGUGGAUGCAAAGAGCGGCAUUCCAGACGUAUUUUGUGUAAUUCAUGCAUGCGAGGAGGGACACGUUUCGUCCGAAGCAAUCAAAAGUAACCUCAGCCGGGGGUUGCGCCCUUCUGGGGACCUAAUUCCCUACACCCUAUCGCAGUAUUAUCUCGAAGAGGGAUUUGCAAAACUUGCAGGUCUACGAAUUGUUCGUAUUGCCACAAACCCGGAGUUGCAACGCGCCGGAUACGGCUCGCGCGCUCUCGAGCUACUGCAGCAGUACUACACGGGCUCUGUGUCGUUACGUCCUGCCGCGUCUGCUGCUGCUACAGAAAACAAUACGGAAUUAAAAGCAGUGGACGAUGCCGAUGAAGUGAGUAGCACCAUCUCACAUACCAUCAAACCGCGCAAACGCAUACCCAGCCUUUUAGUGCCUCUCAUUGAGAGACCUUAUGAAGAGAUUGACUACCUUGGCGUGAGUUUUGGUGUGACAACGCCUCUGUUUAACUUCUGGAAGCGGGGAGGGUUCGAGCCACUGUACCUACGUCACGCGGCGAAUGAGUUAACUGGAGAGCAUAGUUGCGUUAUGGUUCGCUCGUUUGGAUUUGACCUCGGGCUACUCCGUGCUGAGUUCCGUCGUCGAUUUAUUCCCCUUUUAGCGAUGCCAUUUCGCCAACUUCCAACAGAAUUGGCACUGAGUAUAUUAAAGGAUGUUGAUGUUAAUGACCCACAAAAAUUAGCAGCUGCCACUGACCUCUCUCAUGUGGCGGAGCAUAAUGUCCGCGUGGCAGGCCAGCCUCAGUGUACAUGGAAGGAACUGCAGGAAAUAUUCAGCAUCAGCGAUUUGAAGAGGUUAAAGCUAAAUGCCACUACAUUUGUCGAGGGUGGCCACGUUUUGGACCUCGUUCCUGCUUUAGCGAAAUUGUAUUUUGAGUCGCGUUUAUUUCACCUUCCCGAUGGGGCAGAGGGUGUCGUACUCUCCCACGCGCAGGCUGCAGUACUUUUAGGCGUUGGGCUUCAGUGCCAAACUAUUGAGGAAGUUGGUCAGCAGGCGGUAUUUUCUGGCGUACCAACACAGCAGCUGCGUGCCUUUCUACAGAAGGCAAUUUCUCGUAUAGUAGACCAUUUCACGCGCCUGCAGAAGCUGAAAUUGACUGGAUCAAAAGAAGAAGAGACUGUGAAAAGGAAUGGGGGGAAUGACGAUGCGGAUGAAAACACCCAUGAGAUUUACGAUAAGGAGGGACGUGUAGUUGGGUUAUCCGUGGAAAAGAGAGUCCGGAGUGUAAUUAAUGUAGAUUCGACUUUGCUGCGCGACGCGAAGUCGGCAACAGUCGGAGCAAGAAAUGAUGCAGGAGGAACAACAGGAUUGCAGCGGGCGUUCAAGCGGUCAAAGAAAACUCGUCGCGGCUGA